Rotaria sp. Silwood2 is the source of this 1140-nucleotide messenger RNA. Lineage: Eukaryota; Metazoa; Rotifera; Eurotatoria; Philodinida; Philodinidae. The record is from the annotation of a GenBank genome assembly.
AUGAUCGAUCGUGCCGCUGCAAUGAGUACCAACUGCAAUAUCAGUGACUCCUUGACUCUCGGAUUGAAACCAUAUGUUGAGAGUGCUGAUAACAAACAAGCGGGCAUUCAAAACACUGAACUCUUACAAUCACUUUUUGCUCAAUCUUGCUUCAACGGAGAAUUCCGUUUCACGCGCGGCAAGUGGCCAAUUGACUCAUUGUUAUUUAAUUCCACGCAUAGUAAUUUUGUCAUUCGCGGUUCUGGAGCUCACCUGGUUCAAACUGGUAGUGGUAAUUUUAUCAGAAUCAGAGGCGUGACAACAUCUAUGACAAACUUCUUGAUAAAGGAAUUAAUCUUGGAGGGAACUAGUUCUGGGUCCGUUAUUUAUCUUGCCGCAUGUCAGUCAUCGACUAUCGAUAGUAUCACCACUAUUGGCGGUACUUAUGGUAUAUUCUUGGAGCAAGCUUUGUUCGAUAUUCGUGUUCGAAAUAGUUACGUCUAUGGGGCCUCUGAAGUCGGAAUAUUUGUUGGCCCAAGUGGUCCCAUUCAAGGUGCAAAUGGGACAAUAACCAAUGUUGAAAUCUUUAUCGAUGAAACACGCGUACACGGAUGCAAAACUGUCAGCUGUUGUAAUAUCAACGACGGUUCUUGUCGUCGGCCGGAAUUUGCAUAUCGUACUCUCUAUGGCAUAUUGAUCGAAGGUGGAAAUUCUGGAGUUUAUAUUGCUCGAGUGUCAAUGGCCUGGACUCGUCGCAGCGGAUUCGCCUUCAACUCGGGUAACCAGUUGAUGCCGUCAGAAUGGGUAUUUAUUCGGCAAAGUUUGGUCGAUUCCGUGCGCAAAUACGAUGAUAGUGACUUUCCAAGAGGUUAUGAAAUUGAAUCGGCUGCCGAUGUGUCGCUGUCGGACAAUUGGGCUGGCUCAGUUGAAGGUGACGGUGUUUACAUCAAUACUUUAACUCGAGAUGCAAACAGCUUCUUGAAACUCACAGAUUUUCGUAUCAUUAAUUGUUUGGGAAAUGCUUUCUACUUCACUGGAAAUAGUCUCAACACAGUGGUCAUGGUAGGCAACAACAUGAUGUCGAAAAAUGGAAACAACGGUAUUGGUGGCAACACCAGCGCCAUACAACUACACAAAGUUUCAGCAAGUAUCCCGGGUUAA